Penicilliopsis zonata CBS 506.65 is the source of this 1161-nucleotide messenger RNA. RefSeq lists its product as hypothetical. Gene Ontology annotation, cellular component: proteasome core complex; proteasome core complex, alpha-subunit complex; nucleus. Gene Ontology annotation, biological process: ubiquitin-dependent protein catabolic process. The transcript is spliced from 5 exons. Lineage: Eukaryota; Fungi; Ascomycota; Eurotiomycetes; Eurotiales; Aspergillaceae. The record is from RefSeq and is a predicted model, not a curated record. The coding region runs from base 108 to 1001 and encodes 297 amino acids.
UUGCCUCGAGAAUAUCAUAGCCCUGUCCACUUUCACGCCCCUCUAAAUAACGUUAUUCUACUCUUUCUCAGCGCUAUCCCAGCCUUACCGCCCCAGUUUUCUGAGCCAUGACGUCCAUUGGCACAGGCUACGAUCUUUCUAAUUCUGUCUUCUCCCCCGAUGGACGAAACUUUCAGGUUGAAUAUGCAGUGAAGGCCGUUGAAAAUGGAGGGACGGCCAUCGGAAUUAGAUGCAAGGAUGGCGUUGUGCUGGCCGCAGAAAAGAUUGUCACGAGCAAGCUCUUAAAACCGGGUGCCAACAAAAAGAUCGCAACAGUGGAUCGCCAUGUCGGAAUUGUGUCAGCUGGAUUAGUUCCCGACGGGCGGCACUUCGUCUCUAGAGCUCGAGACGAAGCCUCUUCAUGGAGAGGCGUAUACAAAGGACCAAUCCCGACAUCAGCACUCGCAAAUCGCCUGGGCAGCUAUGUUCAAGCAUACACGUUAUACUCCAGUGUACGGCCUUUUGGUAUAACCGCAAUCUUAGGAGGCUGGGACUCUGAGGCCGAGGCUCCUGUUGAUGGUCAAGUGGGAAAUGGUCCAGAUUCAGGUGCCGGUGGAAAGAUCCAAGGUGCUAAAGCCGGAGGCCCAGGGCUCUGGAUGAUUGAACCCAGUGGGCUUUACUGGGGAUAUUAUGGUGCAGCGACUGGAAAGGGCAGACAAGCAGCCAAAGCUGAGCUUGAAAAGCUUAACCUGAGUUCCGGAGAAUUAAGUUUGGUUGAUGCGGUGAAGGAGGCAGCUCGCAUUAUCUAUGUUGCACACGAAGAUAGCAAGGAUAAGGAGUUUGAACUGGAGAUGACCUGGAUCAGUUCUUUGGAUGGGCCAACAAAGGGCAAGCAUGAGGAAGUUCCCAAGGACCUGCUUGAGGAGGCCGAAAAGGCGGCUAAAAAGGCUUUGGAGGGCGAGGUCGAGGAAGAAGAGGGCACAAAGGCAUCCGCAACUGAGGAUCAGCAAAUGGAGGAGUAACGAACAGGUGCUUCGAGCGUCAAUUUUCGCUAGGGCCCGGGUGUAUGUUUCUUCUGGAGAUUUAUUUUCAAAAAAGAAAUACUAGACCUAUUUAACGUCACAUUUAACCAAGAACCAUUUUAUCUUCCCCUUCUGGCGGCUGUUCCCAUGUGCUAUAACU